AUGAAUCUCGGAGGCGACAUGCUACCCCAAUAUCGACAAGAAACACCAAAAACGUCUCCACAUAUCAUUUUACACUAUUCAUCGUUUAAAACGAUAUGGGAUUGGUCGAUAUUGGCGUUGACGUUUUAUACGGCUUUUAUGGUUCCAUUCAAUAUUGCAUUCAAGAAUAGCCUCCGCCCGUUCUACUUGAUCAGCUCAAGGGAGAACCCGGGAGGGGGAAUCGACUCGGUGGCAUUAAUGGAUUCUAUUGUUGAUGUCAUAUUCUUUGCCGAUAUUCUUCUCAACUUUCAUACCACUUUUGUAGGACCUGGCGGCGAGGUAGUGAUAGAACCGUCAGUAAUUAGGCAAAACUAUUUCAAAUCAUGGUUUCUGAUAGACCUGCUUUCCUGUCUACCGUACGAUAUAUUCUAUAUGUUCAAACGAGAUGAUGAGCGGAUAGGAAGCCUCUUCUCAGCUCUCAAAGUGGUCCGUCUCCUGCGAUUAGGAAGAGUCGCCCGCAAACUAGACAACUAUCUGGAAUAUGGAGCAGCCACAUUACUACUUCUACUGUGUGCAUAUGUGAUAGUUGCUCACUGGUUAGCAUGUGUCUGGUUUUGGAUUGGAGACUCAGAAGUACGGUUGAAAAUGGACAAUUUGGGACUGCCUGAUGGAUGGUUAUGGAAGUUAUCCAAUGACUUGAGGCAGCCUUACAACGUGUCGUUAUCUAACAAAACGACGCUAGUUGGAGGACCAUCUAGAACUUCUGCGUAUAUUUCAUCAUUAUACUACACGAUGAGUUGUAUGUCAACAGUAGGAUUCGGAAACAUUGCCAGUAACACGGACAACGAGAAAAUCUUCGGAGUCUGUAUGAUGAUCAUUUCUGCUUUACUUUAUGCUGCGAUAUUCGGUCACAUGACAACGAUUAUCCAGCAGAUGACAUCAAGUACUGUGAGAUACCAUGAGAUGAUCAGCAAUGUUCGAGAAUUCAUAAAACUUCAAGAAAUUCCGAAAGAACUUGCCGAACGAGUCAUGGAUUAUGUAGUCUCUACGUGGGCAAUGACAAAAGGAAUUGAUACGGCGAAAGUGCUUGGAUACUGUCCGAAAGAUAUGAAAGCAGACAUUUGUGUUCAUUUAAAUCGGAAAGUGUUCAACGAACACAGUUGUUUUCGUUUGGCUUCUGAUGGAUGUUUGAGAUCAUUGGCGAUGUUUCUGGAACUGAAUCAUGCAGCACCUGGGGAUCUUUUAUAUCAUACGGGAGAAUCUGUGGAUGCCCUUUGGUUUGUUGUAUCCGGGUCUUUAGAAGUGAUACAAGAUGAUGAAGUUGUGGCAAUUCUGGGAAAAGGAGACGUGUUUGGAGAUGAAUUCUGGAAAGCGAAUGGGUCAACUGGACAGUCGGCAGCCAACGUCAGAGCGUUGACUUAUUCGGAUUUGCAUAUGAUAAAGAAGGACAAGUUGAUGGAUGUACUCGAUUUCUACAAGGCGUUCGCAAACUCAUUUGCCAGAAAUAUGACGUUGACUUACAAUUUGACACACAGAAUGAAGUUUAGAAAGGUUGCCGAUGUGAAACGAGAAAAAGAACUAGAUGCAAAACGAAAGAACGAGAAACUGACAUUACCAAAUGAUCAUCCGAUUCGUAAACUAUUAUUCCGAAUGAGAGAACGACAUGGCCCACGAAUAUUCCCGAGUCCAAUGAUAUCAUCAUUACAUUCGAUGGUUGAUGAGACCGGAGGCUCCUCUUAUAUCCGAUCACCGAGAAAUAAACCAAAGAGACCGCCGUUAAUGAAACGUCAAACAGUCGAUGAAGAUGCUUUAUCUAGAACAAGUUGGGGUCUAGACAAGAAAGAUCGAGAAUGGAGUUCUCUAUCGAAUAUCAAAACAGAGAUGAAGAGCAAGUUCGAUAUGAUCGGAGAACGUCUCGGUAUUGUGGAACAGAUCAAUAAUCGAUUGGCAAUGUUGGAAAGAGCAAUUAUUGGAAAUAAUGGAGGAGCAAAUACUCCUUCCACAAUGCCAGUUGGCUCAUUUUCAGCAUUGAAUGACUCUGGGAACAGACUGACUCUUGAUGCUCCUCCAGUUGCGAGAAGUGUUUCUUGGAGUGAGCAACACCAACCACAAUGGCAGAGAGCCGUCCCUCCUCUCCGAGAACUUGAAGCAGGUGAAUGGGAACCUCCAUUCACUCCCAAUCCAACCACAUCAUCCCCUCAACCGCCGGUUCCUCAUAUCCAAAUUGACGAAGGAGAAUCAGCUCGUCCACCGACACGAACACGAAUUUAG
Messenger RNA from Caenorhabditis remanei, 2250 nucleotides. RefSeq lists its product as uncharacterized. Gene Ontology annotation, cellular component: membrane. Gene Ontology annotation, biological process: regulation of membrane potential; potassium ion transmembrane transport. The record is from RefSeq and is a predicted model, not a curated record. Lineage: Eukaryota; Metazoa; Nematoda; Chromadorea; Rhabditida; Rhabditidae. The transcript has 11 exons. The coding region runs from base 1 to 2250 and encodes 749 amino acids. Gene Ontology annotation, molecular function: voltage-gated potassium channel activity.